Molecule: messenger RNA, 383 nt
Organism: Priapulus caudatus
Lineage: Eukaryota; Metazoa; Priapulida; Priapulimorpha; Priapulimorphida; Priapulidae
Product: U6 snRNA-associated Sm-like protein LSm6
Exons: 2
Coding region: 140-379 (79 amino acids)
Biological process (GO): mRNA splicing, via spliceosome; maturation of SSU-rRNA
Cellular component (GO): U6 snRNP; P-body; U4/U6 x U5 tri-snRNP complex
Molecular function (GO): RNA binding
Source: RefSeq, a predicted model, not a curated record
CCAUGCGUCACCGUAAUCUGUACACGCGGUCGCCGGACAGAAAUCGAAACGUGAAAGAAUAACCGAGUUUGAAGUCAUUGUUAUGAGAACGUUGAGUUGACGGCCUAAAAAAAAAUACGUACUGCAUUCAUCAUUGAGAAUGAGCAGUCGACAGACGCCGAGCGAAUUCCUAAAGCAGAUCAUUGGGCGUCCCGUCGUCGUGAAGUUGAACUCCGGCGUCGACUAUCGUGGAGUACUAGCCUGCCUAGACGGAUACAUGAACAUUGCCCUCGAGCAGACAGAGGAGUAUGUUAACGGGCAGCUAAAGAACAAGUACGGGGAUGCGUUCAUCCGAGGAAACAACGUGCUCUACAUCAGCACACAGAAACGACUAAGAUAGCUCG